Messenger RNA from Lottia gigantea (owl limpet), 2627 nucleotides. RefSeq lists its product as hypothetical. Lineage: Eukaryota; Metazoa; Mollusca; Gastropoda; Lottiidae. The record is from RefSeq and is a predicted model, not a curated record. The transcript has 2 exons. Bases 1 to 2190 code for a protein of 729 amino acids.
AUGCAGCUUCCAGCAAACCAAUUUUCCAAUAAUCAACCGACCCAAAAUACCCCAAUUGGCAACCAACAACCAACAUAUAGACCACAGACAAACAACCAACGCCAACCACCAACACAGCAAACACAACCAUUUCAACCAAGGAUAAACACCCAAUAUCAACCCAGGACCAACAACCCCGCCCAACCACCUCCCCGACAGCCGCCAUAUCAGCCAACAGCUAACAACCCUGCCCAACCACCUCCCCGACAGCCACAAUAUCAGCCAACAGCUAACAACCCCGCGCAACCACCAACUCAGCAACCAUAUCAACCACCAUCUGACAACCGAGUACAACCACCUCCCCGACAGCCGCUAUAUCAGCCAACAGCAAACAACCCCUCCCAACCACCUCCACGACAGCCGCAAUAUCAGCAAACAGCUAACAACCCCGCACAACCACCAAAUCAGCAACCAUACCAACCACCGACUGACAACCGAGUACAACCACCUCCCCGACAGCCGCAAUAUCAGCCAACAGCUAACAACCCCGCCCAACCACCAAUUCAGCAACAACCAUAUCAACCACCUUCUGACAACCGAGUACAACCACCUCCCCGACAGCCGCUAUAUCAGCCAACAGCUAACAACCCCGCCCAACCACCAACUCAGCAACAGCCAUAUCAACCACCGACUGACAAUCGAGUACAACCACCUCCCCGACAGCCGCUAUAUCAGCCAACAGCUAACAACCAAGUUCAACCACCAAACCAGCAACGACCUUAUCAGCCACCGGAUAACAACCAAGCCCAACCUCCGCCCCGACAGCCGUUAUACCAGCCAACGGCUAACAACCAUGUUCAACCACCUCCUCGGCAGCCGAUAUACCAACCAAGGGUCAACAACCAAGUUCAACCGCCAAUCCAGCAACAACCAUACCAACCACCGGUCCAGCAACAACCAUAUCAACCGCCAAGCCAACAACAAUAUCAACCACCGGCUAACAACCAAGUUCAACCACCGGCCCAGCAACAAUCAUAUCAACCGCCGGCUAACAACCAAGUUCAACCACCGGCCCAGCAACAAUCAUAUCAACCGCCGGCUAACAACCAAGUUCAACCACCGGCCCAGCAACAAUCAUAUCAACCACCAGCGCAACCGACACAAGGACCGCAAGUCAGACUACAGUAUCCCGAUCCCCAAUACCAAAACGAUGUUUUGUACCAAUCUCAACCGUCGCAACCACCUCAACCGUACACACCACCAUUCCAGCCAGCACCACCAAGGGUCAUAUAUGAACCGACUCAACCAGAAAUCAACAGCACUGGUCCAAAUCCGUUUUAUCAACAGUUGGAUCCCACUAACGUUUUGCAGUCACCUGCAUCGGAUCCCGUCCAAUACGUUCCUAGACCAGACACUGGCUUCGAUCCAAGCUACAACCAAUUGCAAUACCGGUUUAAUAACGGAAACUAUGGGGCUCAGUCGCCACAAGCUCAACCACAAAAUCAUCCACAAUCGCAAGCAUGGCCAGCCACCGGCUAUCCAUCUGACCAAAUCGUUCAACAGCCGGUGGAUAACGGUUAUCCGGUUAGUGGGGUGCCAACAAACGGUGGACUUCCGGUUAACAAUGGACUUCCAGUUACUAAUAAUGGGCUUCCAGUUAACAAUGGACCUCCAGUAAACAGUGGACUUCCGGUUAAUAAUGUAGUUCCGACAACUAACGAACUUCCGGUAAACAACGGACUUCCGGUUAACAAUGACCUACCGACGAACAGUCCAGUCACCAAGCCAAUAUACUAUGGGGAAUCAGCUUGGAACCACCCAGCAGUAGUAUCUCCUGCCCCAAUGCCGAGCACUUAUUACGAAUCACCAGGCAGUGAACCAAGAUACCCCUUCUGGAAGCAUCCAAAUCCUCAUUACGCGGAUCCUAGUGCGCCCAUUCCGGACAGAUAUGGUAACUCGAACAUCGAGCCUCCAAUCCCCAGACAGCCGUACGAUGUCAUAUCUCAACCGUCCACUGCUUGGAAUAUGCAAUCGGCGGCCAGCACAGCUCCCAAAACACAUUGGUGGCCUCGGACACCAAGACUUCUCCUGCCUGCGACAAAAUGGGACUGGAUGAUAGAGGCCGUGUUUUUUUUCCAUUUGUCACGCCUGAUUGACGCUUGUUUGACAUUUUAUGACACUUUGUUUGACACUUUACGACACUUUGUUUGACGUUUCAGGAUUGACAGUUAUUUACAAAAUAUCUAAUGUUAGACAGAUUUCUAUUUUUUGACAUCCUCGUUUCUUUCUCCUAAAAACCUCACUUAAAGGGACCAUUGCGCCACAUUUCUUAUCAAUCGCACCCUAGUCUCAGAAACGGGAAUUUUUUAGCUAAGCCAAUCAGUAAUAGUGUUCACAGCUCACUGUCGAAAUUUGAGCCUUCAAAUCCAUGUGUGUCCAGAAUUAUCCACGUUUGCUCAGGAUAUACACUAAUACAUUGGGGCUGCAUUUCUUAUACUCCGAAACAUCCACCAUUUUGGAAAGUGGUGUCUUCGUUUAGCCAACUCCAAUUGUAUCAUAUUCGGAUAAUUUGCCUGUGUGUUGCUCAAGAAAAUGUGCAUGCAUGUAUGCGUAUUAAAUUGGAUAAUAAAUGCUUUUACCUGUUAAAA